Molecule: messenger RNA, 1297 nt
Organism: Apus apus (common swift)
Lineage: Eukaryota; Metazoa; Chordata; Aves; Apodiformes; Apodidae
Gene: IBSP
Product: integrin binding sialoprotein
Exons: 7
Coding region: 135-1052 (305 amino acids)
Biological process (GO): bone mineralization; ossification; cell adhesion
Cellular component (GO): extracellular region
Source: RefSeq, a predicted model, not a curated record
CUCAAUUACGCGGCGCAAACCUCCCCGGGGUUUGGCAGCAGCACGGGGUGCUAUGUUUGUGCCACCAGAUCUGCCAAGCACUGAACUGCACAUCAAGCCCUCGCUGUGCUUCCUUGUUCCCAGAGAAAGCAGCCAUGAGGACUGCCCUGGUCUUCACAUGCUUGGUGGGGAUGGCAUGUGCCUUCUCGGUGAAGAGUUGGCUGCGACGAGCCAAGUCGGACGACUCGGAAGAAAACGCGGUGUUCAAGAACAGGCACCGGUAUUACCUGUCCAGAUACGCCUACUUGCACCCCCUGCAGCAGCGGUACCAGGGCAGUGACUCAUCGGAGGAAGAGGGGGACGGCUCGGAAGAGGAGGAGGAGGAGGGGGGGAAGCCAUUCCACCCUGGCACCAAGGCAGAUGGCCAUCCCACUGGAGCAGCCCCUGGAGACAGCCAGGUCUCAAUCCUCCAGCAGCAGGGCAAGGGCUGCCAAGAGCCCCUGAAGGGGGCCAGGCACAGCUUUGCUGGCAAGGGGGAUGACUCCGAGAAUGAAGACAGUGACGAGAACGAGGAAGAGGAGGAGGAAGAGGAGGAGGAAGAAGAGGUAGCCGAGAACGAGAAUGGCAUCAACGGCACGAGCACCAACAGCACUGAGGGAGCAGAAGGACCUCCUGGCAACGGCACUGCAGUGGCUGAGGAGGGCACUGGUGCAGCUGAGGAGGAGGAGGAGGAAGAGGAGGAGGAGGAGGAGGAGGAAGAAGAAGAGGAGGAAGAGGAGGAGGAAACCGAAGCCACCACCGUCGCCAGCACCACCGGUGAAGAGGGGCUGUCCCAGGCCACCACCAUGGGAGACGGGGGACCAACAGAGGCCACCACAGCUGGGGAGCAGUGGGAGUAUGAGGUGACAGCUGGAGGCCACGGCCGGGGGGACGAGGGCACCACGGAGGGCAGCUACGUGGAGCAGGACGAGUCCUCCCGUGGGGACACCUACCGAGCCUACGAGGAUGAGUACGGCUACUACAAGGGGCACGGCUACGACGUGUACGGCCAGGACUACUACUAUAACCAGUGAGGGGGUUGGUGGGGGUGGCCCUGGUGCUGCCCCCCACCUGCCCCUGCCCCAUCCCACUCAGGAACCUGCCUCCUAGGGGCUCCCUGCAGCCCCACGCCUCGUGCCACCUGGGGGGGGGGAGAGCAGGUGGUUUGUGCCCAGGCUUGUGGUGGGUUCGUUUGUGUUUUGGGUUUUUGGUGGUUUGUUUUGUUGGGUUUUUGUUUUUGUAGCUCGCAAAGCGAAAUGAAAUAAAGCAAGAGAAGUGA